Messenger RNA from Clarias gariepinus (North African catfish), 1964 nucleotides. RefSeq names its product PHD finger protein 6 (gene phf6). The transcript has 11 exons. Bases 194 to 1288 code for a protein of 364 amino acids. Gene Ontology annotation, cellular component: nucleus. The record is from RefSeq and is a predicted model, not a curated record. Lineage: Eukaryota; Metazoa; Chordata; Actinopteri; Siluriformes; Clariidae.
GUAACUUGAAUGCCCUGCAAUGGCUGGAAAUGAGCUGCAGCCGUUCAGUGCUCAGUAGACGGAAGAGGUUCACGCCACCAACAUUCUGCUUCCCAUCCAUACUAGAGUAACGUGAUCGAAACAGAUCCGUGGUCUGUUUACUGACUACAACGUUGCUAAUUAGAGGAAUCAACUCAAGUGGAACUUGCUAGCCAUGUCAGGCCAAAGGAAAGGAGCUUCGGCGCGUCUGCCAAAAUGUGCCUUCUGUAGAACGAACCGAGAGAAGGAAUGUGGUCAGCUACUGAUAUCAGACAACCAAAAGGUGGCAGCCCACCACAAAUGCAUGCUUUUCUCAUCAGCCCUAGUAACGUCUCACUCAGACAGUGAAAACAUUGGGGGAUUUUCUAUCGAGGAUGUAAAAAAAGAGAUCAAAAGAGGAAACAAAUUGACGUGCUCGUCCUGCCAUCGACCAGGAGCUACUAUAGGCUGUGAUGUUAAGACAUGCCGGAGGACAUAUCACUACUGCUGCGCCCUUUGGGACAAAGCCCAGACCAAGGAGAACCCUUCACAAGGCAUUUACCUCGUUUACUGUCGUAAACAUCGUGAUGCCUCCCAAGAUGCCAGCGAUGAGGAUCAAGGAGUCGCGGCCAAUGAUUCAGAUUCAUCCCCACCUCGGAGCAGAGGGCGUGGCAGAUUUGAGAAGAGCCGGAUAAGAGGUGUACCUCGUGGCCAGUCGGAAGACACCCGCUCAACUUCCUCACAAGGCGUAGAUGAAACGGAGAGCUCUUCGAAUAGGGACCGGUCCCCUUUGAGGGGCAGCCCCAGUGAGUCAGGCCUUCGCUGUGGAUUUUGCCACGCCGGUGACGAGGAGAAUCAGACCCGAGGGGUUCUCCAUUGUGAUAACGCAAAAAAGGUCGCCGCCCAUUAUAAAUGCAUGCUUUUCUCUUCAGGGACUGUCCAGCUUACUACCACGUCACGUGCAGAAUUUGGUAACUUUGACAUUAAAACAGUCAUUCAGGAAAUAAAGAGGGGAAAAAGAAUGAAAUGCACUUUGUGCAGUCAGCUCGGCGCUACCAUUGGAUGCGAGAUAAAAGCAUGUGUGAAAACCUACCACUACCACUGCGGUCUGCAAGACAAGGCCAAAUACAUAGAAAACAUGGCCAGAGGCAUUUACAAACUGUACUGUAAGAAUCACAGUGGAAAUGAGGAGCGGGAUGAAGAGGAUGAGGAGAGGGAGAGUCGCAGUAGAGAGAGGGCUGCCAAUAACAAUACUGGAAGCCCUGCUCCAUCUCAAGUGAAUGGCAACUAGAUGGUGGUUGGAGGUGCUGGAGAAAGAACAAAAUAUUUUUUUAUUGUGCUUUGUUAGAAACUAGGGGCCAGUUCACGAUAUUGACAGCUUCAGUUUUUCCUCUAAUUGCCAGAAACCCCAUAAACAUCCAUAACAAGCCAUACAUUUCUCAGCAGUUUUUCCGCAAUAUUUCAAGAAUAUCAUGAACAAGACUGGCGAGUGCAGAUAGAAAGCCCACCCAAGAGAUGGAGAGGUUUUUUAAGACUCAGAAUCAUGAGUGUUUAAAGAAUGGAAAUCUCAGUUGACAUUAUAGUUGGGACUAAUUUAAUUCUGUGCCUGAAAAAUAUUUUGUGUGAGAGGCAACAAAAACUGAAGGUUUCAUGACUGGACCAAUGGACGCUUUCGCCUCAAGAGCUCUCUUCCCAGUUUCUUUCUUAAUAAAAUGUUUUUGGACUGGACCCAUUUUCUUUUUUUUUAUUUUGACUGCCUUCUGAUCGUUUUUACUCUUUUCCAAAUCAUGAGCCUGUCCCUCUAAUUUCUUGUCAAUGAACUGACAUUAUCUUUACCUCUUAUUUCUCUUGUAUCAUGUAUUAUAUUUUAUUACUGUAUUAUAAUCAUAAGUAUUGUUAAAUAUCUGACUUUCUUUAUAGUCUUGAGUCAGGAUUAAAGAUCAUUGACUAGCAUGCACUUUUCUUUA